Messenger RNA from Metarhizium album ARSEF 1941, 2685 nucleotides. RefSeq lists its product as uncharacterized. The coding region runs from base 1 to 2685 and encodes 894 amino acids. The record is from RefSeq and is a predicted model, not a curated record. NCBI's taxonomy places the organism in Eukaryota, Fungi, Ascomycota, Sordariomycetes, Hypocreales, Clavicipitaceae. The transcript has 4 exons.
AUGGCCUGUCGCCAACACAACCUUCGACCGGCAUCAGCACGUCGCAUGCCGCAACGCUACCAGGGCAGGGACGCAGAAAAACGGGCGGAUCACCGGGCGGUCUCUCGAAAUCAUAGCCCGGCUAUCACGUCCCCCGCGGAGCCGGGAAGUCCAAACCUCGGAAAGUAUUGCGCAUUUCCGUCUCGUGCGCUGGACGACCCUGCCCCAGGGCCAAGCGAACUGGUCAAGGCCACGAGGGAGGGCAACGCAAAGGGGGAAAAGGAAGCGCUGCAGAGGAAGCCGAGAGCUGCAGACCGCGGCGUGAGUCUAGGCGAGCAAAAUCCAGGACCCUGGCGCAAAGUGCCUCACCCUCGCUGCCGCCCGUUCCCCUGGCUGACGUCGGAGGAAGGCACAGAGGGUUCAACUCCGACAUCACCGAGGACGGCUGGGACGGCUCGCGUUCCCAGACGGAAGCCCAUGGCAUCAAGUCUGGCCAGGUCGCCGGUGGACAUGGAGACGCCGCUCGUGCGAGACGACAUCGACUGGGGGUCCGAUCUGGACGACGAGCCGCCGUUGGCUCGUCCCGGCACGACCGUCGACAACCUUUCGGCCGGUGCUCAAUGGGCAAUGUGCCACGUAUUGUGCGAGAAGCACCCGUUCCCCAGGGUGGUACAGCUCUUGGGCCUGAGUGGUCUGCAGAUUCGCGACUUUCUCACUACGUACCUUGCAGAACACAAGGCGUGGGAGGCCUACGAGGCCAACGUGGCCAAGAUUCCGAAUCAUAAGCUGAUGGGAUUGGCUGCGGGGAGGAGUUGCUUCGUGUCGGAUUUGAUCAACGUGUACCGCCCGGCCCUGAGUAUCGACCGCAUCACUCGGGAGGAUGUUCGCCAGGCCACGGAGUACAUGAAACACCGGGGGCUGGGUAGACAUGCUGAAGAGCUGCAAGACUGGAUGGGAACCAACACGCAGGGCUUUGUCGACCUGGGCAUCACGGAAUCUAGUUUGCUUCAUGACAAGGACGAGAUUUGCCCUGCGAGAGAACAGUACUCUGGAUGGAUUGACCUGGAGCACAUCAAGGUUGCUGCGGGGGCCCGAGCAGAGCAGAUGACUGUGGAGGCCGAUAGUAGAUGCCUUAUAAACGACGUGUUUCUCGGUCUGGCUCCUCAUGUCAUUCCGCGUUCGGCUCCAGCAGCGAGUCCGGACAAGACUGUUCGGGAUGGCGUCCACGUCGCGCCUCUUCGAAAUCGCUUUGUUCUUGCUGGAGUUCCAAGAGACAUGACGGACCUCGUCUCCAUAAGGCGGUUUGAUAGCGACGGAGUUUCAGCGGUCAGCCAGUUGAUGGCGCUUGGUGGCCAGUAUGUUUCUCCCCUAGACUUGGAUGUGCACAAGCCUCAGAUAUCACCGGCUCAGAGGUCAGCAGCUAUGGAGGCGAUACAAAAAAGCCGUACCCUCCACACGACGGGGGACAACUCAUGGUGUGCUCACCCAGCGCUGGGGGACACUCGGGCGGCAAAAACAGAUCUUCGACGACAGAUCAUCUCCAUGCAAGCUUUGGGGAGCCUGAUUCGUCCGAGCGGAGCAGUGCAAAGCGAGAGUAACGGACUCUUUGAAACAGCAGCCGGCCCGGAAGUUUCGGCCGUUGUCAGCGGCGGGCUGUCUGCUGGAUAUCAGUCUUUCAACAAUCGACACGUGGAGACACCAGCGAUAGCCACAGAUGACUGUGACAUUGCCGGAAAGGCCGCACGGCUGUCAAGAGUCGUCGGCCGUGCGUCAGAAGCCCAGGACGCCCGCAAGUCAUUCAAAACUGGGGAAGAGAUGGAAGAGGUCCCAAGCCCGGUUGCCGAAAUCAACACUAUGAGUGCCCGACUCCGACGGGAACUUGAUAAUAGAUGGAAACACUACCUUCGAGAAGAGAGCAAAGCUCCCGUUGGCAGACCAAAGACUCAUCGCUCUGCACCAAAGGACGCGAUGGACGAUGACCUGGACUAUGAUCCUGAAAAAGUCACGGGGAAAAAACGCAAACACUCUGCGCAGAGCCAAAAAACUCCCGUGAAAUGCAGGAGACUCGGUGGUACAAGUCCAAAUACGCCAGUGCGAUCUCAGUUCCGUGAAAUGCUAGUUGGAAUCCCAAGCGAGCUCAUCAAGCCCAUCAACUUAAUUUCCCUGGACAAUCAGCAGGCAGGCAGCCAGAGGCCCUCCAGCCUUGCCUCCAGUGCACCACUUUCGCCAGGCUCAAUGGACCCUAUUUCCCCGUGCUCAUACCGGUCGUUAAAAGCAAGCGGUGAUGGCAUCUGCGGUGAGACAAGCAGGCCCAAAAAGAAUGCCACGCCCAUCUUCGGCCUACAGCGAAACCAGGAAUUGGCAAGACCCGUCAACUUGGCUAAAGACGCAAAAUACGCGUGGUCAGCCGAGAGGGCCGAGUUCGCUGACAUCUGCCAGGUUGCUCAGUACGCGCUGAAAGCGAAUCGGCUUAGGCACGCCAGCAAUGACUUGCUGGGGAGAGAUGCAGGAUUGCCGCAGGAUGCCCUGGCGGCGCUUAACAAGCUCAAGGAGGAGUUCGACGCGGUCGAGUUCCAGCAAAGGGGCAAUGCGACGCGGAACGCGGAGGAGAGCAAGUUUGCAGGAUGCGCAGACUCGGCCUUGUAUGCCUGCGAAGCGAGGGAGGCAGACUUUGCGAUGGUAUUGAGCAGUGAUGAGUCCGACUGA